CUGUUUAUUAAAUUGUAUUCCGUCCAGCAAGAUGACUUUCUCAGGAUGUCUUUGGUUGGUUUACCUGACCUGCACUUUGCUUGCGCUUGUCUCUCCGGCUCCGAUGCUGGACCAGUACUCUCAGGGUUUGGAUUGGUUGAGCAGGUAUGGAUACCUGCCCCCUCCGGAUCCCCACACAGGAAAGCUGCAGACUAAAGAAGGCAUUGAGAGAGCCAUUAAAGAAAUGCAGCGUUUCGCUGGCCUCAAAGACACAGGCAAACUCGACAUUGAUACGCUGAAACUGAUGAACACACCACGGUGUUCACUGCCAGACAUUAUAGGGUCUGAGGACAAGCUGAAAAAGCGGAGGAGGAAGAGAAGAUAUGCCACCACUGGGCUUCGCUGGAAAAAGUCUGAAGUCACAUGGAGCAUCCAUAAUUACCCAUCUCUCCCUCCAUUCCUCAAUCCCAGUGAAGUGAACAAUAUUAUGGCCUAUGCCCUUAAAGCCUGGAGUGAUGUGACCAACCUCGAGUUUCGUGCUACAUCCUCAAACAAGCAGGACAAAGCUGAUAUCAAGAUCUCUUUUGGUCGAAUGAACCAUGAAGAUGGGUAUCCAUUCGAUGGGAAGGGAGGGACACUUGCUCAUGCCUUCUUCCCAGGGGAGGCUGAUAUUUCUGGAGAUACACAUUUUGAUGAUGAUGAGAGCUGGACCUACAAAGGGGCCUCUGGUUAUCUGAAGAUGCCCUGGUUACCUGCUCUGGGAGGGAUACUGAAGCAAGAGAAGCACAUCAAAACCAUUCCCAAAUCUUCCCACACCUGCCUUGCCAAAACCACCGAGACCACCUCAGCCCAAACCACCAAACCUGAUCCAUCAGUCCUGGACCGUUGUAAAGGAGAUUUUGAUGCAGUGGCAGACAUCAGGGGAGAAGUUUUCUUUUUUAAAGGUCAAUAUUUCUGGCGAAUCCAGCAAUCCGGUUCUCUUGUGUCCUUUGAGCCAGUUCUCAUAAAAAACUUCUGGUUCGGUCUUCCUCCCGGCACUAACAAGAUAGAUGCAGUUUAUGAAAGACAAACGGAUAGCAGGAUCAUCUUCUUCAUAGGCUCACAGUACUGGGUAUUUAAAGACAACAUGGCAAUGUCUGGCUACCCACGUCCACUGUCAGACUGGGGGCUGAUCUCUCAUGACGGAAGUGAGGUGAGGAGGGUGGACGCUGCCUUUAUUUGGGCUCAUAAUGGAAAAACCUACAUCUUCAGUGGUGGAGAGUACUGGAGGUUCUCUGGGACUGAGAAGAGCCGUGCAGAUGCAGAUUACCCCAAAAACGCCAUCCUCUGGACGGGCGUGCCCAGUAACCCAGAUGAUAUCAUCACCGGGAGAGACGGAGAUUGCUAUUUCUUCAAGAACAACUCAUACUGGAUUCUGAAGAACGGAGAAUUAGACAAUGUCAGUCAGAAAUCAACAGCAGUCGAUUGGAUGAUGUGUCCUGAACCGACCAAACUUCCUGACAAUCCACGUCAAAGAGGAGAAUAUGACUGUGACCAGAACAGAGCCUUACAGAUGAGUGCUUCAUCCUGGUUACUGUUGAUCAUAUUACUGCUUUAUCCAGGUGUCCUUAUAUAG
Messenger RNA from Carassius gibelio (silver crucian carp), 1594 nucleotides. Its product is annotated as matrix metalloproteinase-25-like. Gene Ontology annotation, biological process: proteolysis; collagen catabolic process; extracellular matrix organization. The transcript is spliced from 10 exons. Gene Ontology annotation, cellular component: extracellular matrix. Lineage: Eukaryota; Metazoa; Chordata; Actinopteri; Cypriniformes; Cyprinidae. The record is from RefSeq and is a predicted model, not a curated record. Bases 32 to 1594 code for a protein of 520 amino acids. Gene Ontology annotation, molecular function: metalloendopeptidase activity; zinc ion binding.